UUUCAGAUUUUUUUUCCUAGAAGGGUUCAGAAUGGGGAAAAGCAUUAUAACAUUUUAUUGGCUUCUUCUUACCCUGGGGUCCGUCACAGCUCAGGCAGUGAGGGCAGAGCGGGCCCUGCCACAGUGGCUUGUGGGAAUCAUCGCAGUCUCUGGUUUCCUCUUCCUUAUUUUCGUUGCCUUCCUUGUUAACAAGGCUUGGUGUGAGAAGCCAAAAGGGCAGAGGGAAGAAGACACCGUCAUUCCCAACAAUUACGCUACCGCUAAUGGAUCAGCCUAUGAGACUAGCCUGAAUAUGGACAAGGGCAACGAUCAACUGAGUGCAUAUGAAAACGUGGACAUUCACACCGCCGAUGACAAAGUAACCGCCAUGUGAUUAAGCGGCCUCGGACAACGCUCAGCAACGCGCGUGCACACACACACACACACACACACACACACAAAAGCUACUAUUACCAAUAGAUCGACUUGGACUAUCGACAAUCACUGCAUAACUCAUUAAAAAUUCAGAAUUACCAGAGAAGAAAGUAAUCAAUUUGUUCUGAAAAAAGGUAAAUAUGUACGUUUGUGUUCACCACGUAGUGUCCUCAACUUUCAAAUGUAUGUAAAGAAAUGAAAUGUAGAAUAAUCUUUGUAAGAGCCAG
This is a messenger RNA of Chanos chanos (milkfish), 641 nucleotides long. RefSeq names its product PDZK1 interacting protein 1 (gene pdzk1ip1). The transcript has 4 exons. The coding region runs from base 32 to 373 and encodes 113 amino acids. The record is from RefSeq and is a predicted model, not a curated record. Lineage: Eukaryota; Metazoa; Chordata; Actinopteri; Gonorynchiformes; Chanidae.